AUGUCCCAAGGCACGACCGAAAGAAAUUCAGAUACCCAAAAGAGCCCGAAGACCCAGCGAGACAUCAUUGACCUUACAGGUCGUUUAGAUCAACGCCUACACCAUUUGCGCGAGUCCGUCCUCCCAAGACAGCCCUAUCUUCUUUCCGUACCGUCCGACGUCCCCUACCGACACAGCUCGCGCUUUGUGAAUACUUGGUAUGAGGGCACCCCGUUUGGUUCUGAAGAGGAGCAGAUACAAUACGUGAGCUUUCUUCCCCAUCAGGGUGAGCACGAGGCUUUACUGAAAGUCGAGGGUGGGUGGGCGGACGAAGAAGGAAAUUUCAUUCAGGAAGAGCUCUCUCCCAAGACCGUACCUGCCAGCGGUCGCAACACACCCGCUGAAGUCGGACACCGGAAGAAGAUUAGCUUGAAGGACUACAAGACGAAAGGCAAGGGUUCGCCGGAGACCACGUUCCAGUCACAGCCCUCACAGGAGGGGAAGACAGAAGUGACUGAAAGCUCCAAGGUCGAGGGCAUACCAUCUGAGCCGACAGAGGCCCCCGAGCCGAAGAAGCAAGAGAAGGCUGUCUCACCGAAACCAUCCGUCACCACGCAAGACUCCGCCACGGCCCAAACGAUACCCUCUCUCGACGGCGCGGCGUCUCCUCCUAGUCGUCCGGGGUCCCAUCUGAGAAGCCCUCCAUAUCCUGUGAAAAGAAGGAAAUUAUCACCAUUAUCGGAAGAGCCUGAGGCAGAGGAGAGGGGUUCCAAUCUCGAGACGCAGCCUCCAGUCAUGAAGAUGCCAACAUUGUUGUCACCCACACUCCCCUCUCCGGAGAAGGAGAAUGACCUGCCGCAACUGCUGUCCCCGGUCCUGCCUCCCUCACUGGCAAAAGCCAUCUCGACCUCUCCCAGCUCUGCGUCCAUCGGUAGUCCUGCGAUGGCGCCACAUCACCGCACUGACCCGGUCCGCUCCAUCCUCGCGCGUGCUGAGCUCGACCAGGAUCCGUUCAGUGAGAAGAAUGCAGUGUCCUUGGGUGGAAGCCGAGUCCGUUCAGACAGUCAGCACUCGGCACGAAGCUCAGCACCAGGUACACCCAAUGCUGCCAGGGUAGCGUUAGGGACGAAACUUCUCUCGAAGGCCGGCGUCCGGGUUGGUACUCCUUUGCAUAACGGUGCCCGAGCGAGUCCUGGCCCUCGACAGAGACAUACCAUUAUUCUCAAGUAUGGAAAGAAAAACCGAAAGCGAGUCGAGGCUCUGCUGAAACUCGGACCUCGCUCCAAGAAAGAACGGCCCAAACGAGAAGCAGUGGAUGGUCAGGCCACCCCUGAGGUCCGGUCAGGGAAAGCGAAUGUGCCGCAGCAAACCGUACGACCUCAACAGAUUCCCAAGAUUAAAACCCACGAUGACGCAACCGAGAAUGUCAAGACUGAGAAGAAACGCAAAGCAGAGGACAGUCCAGGAUCAUCCCUGAAGAAGGUAAAGACCUCAAAAUUGACCGUUGAAGUAGAGAAACGACCCACCACUCCAGUGCCUUUAAACGGCAAAACGUCUUUCUCAACUCAACCGAGAUCGGCGUUCUCAACACCCAAAAGAGAAAUGAAGUCGACAGCGAUGAGGCGGGUCGAGUCGUCCGAUGCAUUGGAUGUCCCAACACCAUCGGGAGACAGAGGGCGGGUAUCGACACCGCUGGCAGUUCCCAAACCCUCACCGCAGCCCCCAGCGUCUUUGAUGAGUAGGGAGGAAGAACGUCAACAAUGGACCAGUCUCAACAAUAAGUUCUUCGCGCUUGGAAGAAGUCUCAAGCACGAGGGGUCUUCGAUGCUUCCCAGCUCGGACGGGGACGCGAAGCCUGAUCAGUCCGCCAAAGCCGUCCUUGUCUUGAUCGAAGCACUGCUCUGUUUCAUGAUCAACAUUGCCGCGCAAUGUCAAGCCCGUCCAGGGGUGGACCCUGGCUGGAGGUCUAUCAUCCUUUAUCACAUCUUCGUCUUCCGAGCAUCAAGGAAGUUCCCACAUCUACAUGGCUUAGUGGUCCAGCUUGGAGCAGUUUGUCGGCAAUACAUUCAGAAAUACGACAUGGACCGGCUUGCACGGGAUCCGCUGCCCGAGGAUUACUGCAAUUCAGCACCGACUCCCGGGAGCGACGGUAAUACCAAGACGAAUGAAGACAGUGAGAGGUACAAGAAACGAUACGUGGAGUUCAGAGAUGAUCUCAUCCAUAACGCUCGCGAGCUGCAGACCGCCUGGCUCGAUGGGUCGCGGUAUCUCUCUAUUGAUUUGUUGAGGCGCGAGUACCCGAACACCUGGGCAAAGCGGAACCAAGACACCAGCCUCCGACUGCAGGAGAAGCUGUCGCCUUUGAAGAUCAACAAAGAUUUCUAUCUACCCAUGGACACCAAUACCACGGCUUUCGAAGCUGCACGAUUUGGCGUUUCAUUUCUUGAGGAGUGGGCGGAGAAGGAGAAGAUCGACUGGAGACCGAGAAUCGAAUUAUGA
Molecule: messenger RNA, 2478 nt
Organism: Capronia coronata CBS 617.96
Lineage: Eukaryota; Fungi; Ascomycota; Eurotiomycetes; Chaetothyriales; Herpotrichiellaceae
Exons: 1
Coding region: 1-2478 (825 amino acids)
Source: RefSeq, a predicted model, not a curated record